Zonotrichia albicollis (white-throated sparrow) is the source of this 4233-nucleotide messenger RNA. RefSeq names its product myo-inositol 2-dehydrogenase. Gene Ontology annotation, molecular function: oxidoreductase activity. Lineage: Eukaryota; Metazoa; Chordata; Aves; Passeriformes; Passerellidae. Gene Ontology annotation, cellular component: cytoplasm. The record is from RefSeq and is a predicted model, not a curated record. Gene Ontology annotation, biological process: NADPH regeneration.
CUCCCGGAGUCUCUCCCGUCUCCUCGGGGCUCGGAGCGGGGCCGCUGCCGGGCAACGGCGUGAGGCGGGCGGGCCUUCCGCUUCCGAGUCAGCGGGGCCGGGCCAUGGGGCGGAGGAGGAAGACGCUGCACGACUACGCGGCCGAGUUCUCGGAGCUGUCGGUGCGGCGGGAGCCGGCGGGGCCGGGCCCGGGCCCGGCGGGCGCCGUGGAGACGCUGUUGUGCACGCCGUGCCAGCUGCCGCUGAGGGUGCGCCGCGACCGCAUCCUGGAGCACCUCAGCUCGGGCCGCCACUGCCGCAACCGCCGCCUGCUCCGGCAGCUGGGACUGCGCGCCCCGGGGCUCCGCUCUGCAGAUCCCGACUCCAGCCUGAGCCUGAGCCUGCCCCUGCCACUCGACGUGCCCUCCCUGCUCUCCCAUCCUUCCUUCCUCAUCACCACUGGAUCCAGCACUGGCUACAGCAUGAUCCCCUCUCCACCAUCCUACAACAAACUUCUGCUUCCCCACCACCCCAUCGCCGCCACACACAGGGAUGACCCAACACCCUCCACCUCUACCAGCUACCCCUCACCGCUGGCCACCUCCUACACCAGGAUUGCACCUCUUGGCCAAAGUGGGCCCGCGCCUGAUGCCUCCAACAGCCUGACACCCUCCUCAUGUCACAGUUGCAGCGGUGUCGGCCUCGUGCUCUUCGGCGCAGGGCUUGUGAGCACAGCCUUGUUGCAAACCCUGCUGGAAGAAGCUGGCUGCUGCCUGCUCUACGUGGUGGAGGAUCAGCUGGAGGAGGUGGAACGAGCCUUUGGUGCCAAGGUCCUGGCUGGCACCAGGGUGCUGCGGCAGCAGGAGGCCACCAUCGCACUCAGUGAUCCACGAGUUUCUGGAGCCAUUAUUUGUUCCCCACCUGACAAAGCCCCUGAGAUGGUAAGAGAUGCCUUACGAGCAGGUAAAGGUGUGUUCUGUGAGGGGCUGCCCAGCUUGGACAGACAGACAGCAGAAGCCUGUUUUGAUGAGGCCGACAGGUGUGGGAGGCCACUCGUGUGUGGGUUCUACAAGCGCUUUGACCCAGCCCUGCAGUUCCUGUACAAGAAGGUUCGGGACAGCCGGGCCCUGGGCAGCAUCCACCGGAUAUCAACCAUCAGCAGCCUCUAUCCUGCAGCCUCUCUGAGCCUGCUGAAAGCCUCAGGUGGAAUUUUUUACAAUGCUGCUGUGCAUGACAUAGAUAUUAUCAGUUUGCUGUUGGGAGAGAGUGUGCCAGAUACAAUAUUUUCCCUGGGUCAUGCCUUCUGUGCAGACAUGGGCUGCCUGAGAGAUGUGGACACGGUCACCAUCAGCAUGAAGUUCCCCAGCGGAGCCAUUGUCACCCUGGACAUCAGCCAGCACUGCACCAGGAGCUGUGACCAGCGGCUGGAGGUUCAUGGGUCUCAAGGGACCUUAAGGGUGGACAACCAGAACCCCCUGGGCAUCACAGAGCAUGGGACUUCUGUGUCCAUCUGUCCCCAGACACAAGCUGAGCGCUACAGAGAUGCAUACAGGGAGCUCUUUAGGCACUUCCUGAGAACCCUGAAAGGCCAGGAGCCCCCCGUGGUCACCAAGGAGCAGUUCCUCUGGACCAUCCAGGUGGCUGCAGCAGCCGAGCAGUCCUGGAGGAGCAGAUCUGCUGUGGACUUGCACAGCAGUGCCACGGAUCCACCUGGGGUCAAGGCUGAGCUUGUGUGACAGCCACUCCCACCCAGUGGCUCAACAGAAGCCUGGAUGGUGGUUUUGGUGUUCCCACUGGGAAUGCCCAGCACACAGAGGCACUGCUGAACCAGAAGCACUUGGUGCUGGGGCAGGGCAGGGUUCCUACCAUGUCAGCCAGAGCCUGCAAGAAAUUCUCUGUGGUUUCAUCCAGGUGGCCACAGAGCUCUGUUUUCCUGGGAGAAGAGGGAUGCUCCUCGGGCCAGGCAGGGUGGUCUAAUACCACCAGUAGCUGGGAGCAGAGAGAAGUCUCCCCUUGGAGAGGGAACAGUUACUGUUCUCCUCUGCCUGGAGGAGCAGUCACAAGCAGGUGCCUUCCCAGCAGUGGCACAAGGGAGGUUAUUUAAUGCUCAAAAAACCACAGGAGCAUCUGUGAGUGUGUUUAGAGUGGAUAUAUGGAAUGAAUUCUUCCUUUUGAGGGUGGUGAGGGGCUGGAAUGGAUUCCCCAGAGCAGCUGUGGCUGCCCCAUCCCUGGGAGUGUUCAAGGCCAGCCUGGACAGGGCUUGGAGCACCCUGGGAUAGUGGAAGGUGUUGGGGUGGGAUGGGAUGAGCUUUAAGGUUCCUUCCAAACAAACCAGUCUGGGUUCCAUGAUCCUGUUUGGGACACAGACAGCAGAAGGCAGAGCCACAGGCCAGGCAGUGUCUGCCAGGAGCUUUGGACCUUUCUCAUGUGUGUGGAGCUUUCUGAAGAUGUGUGGCUCUGACUGUUCCUGUCUGGCUGUCACAUGCCAGUUUUCAAGAUCUUUCGAAACCUUUUUUUUGUAUUUUUAUUGAAUUACAACAACAUUCUAGACUUCUUCCAUUCCAAGGCAUUAGUUUAUAAACUUCUUGCAAGAAUCAAUUUCCAAUUCCUAUCUGUGGAAUAUAUACUCCUAAAACUAGAAUAAUGUGUUCUUUUUGGGAAAUUGUUUUUAACAGUGUCAUUUUUCAAGCUCAGAAAAACUGUGUCUUAAUGCUUGUUCUCCAUUCCAUUCACUAUUUUUUAGCCAUUUAUUAAAAAAAAGUUUUAUGUGUCCAGAAGCUGUUUUUUGCCUCUGUACUUGCUGUAGCAGAUUAGUACACAAUGGUGGGUUUCUUUUUUGUUUCAGUAGCUUUAGGUCCUUUGAGGUCCUACAGUUGAAGGUUUACUCUGGGUUAAGAGGGCACUUUCUGUCCAGUUUUAAUUUCCAAAUGCAAGAAUUCCCACAUGUGCUUUUAUUGUGUUACAAAAACAAACCAACAAAAAAACAACCCAAAACAAAACAAAGAGUAACCACAGCUAUAAAAAUAACACAUUUUCCAAAGAUAACAUUACAAAAAAUACAAUUCCUAUCACAGAGUGAUCCAUUAAUACUGCUGGGAACAGCCCCGGGAACGCUGGAAAUGUGAGUGGUUGUUGCAAAAGCUUUAAAGCAUUAAAGUGCUUUACUGAGCCAUUUCCUGGGGACACAGACCACUGUCAGCCACACCAGGGGAUUCCCAAUCCCAAAGGUUCUCAAUCCCUGUGGUGUGAGAAGUGGGAUGGUGAUUGCACCUGCAGCUCACCAGUCCCCGAGGAAGAGGAGGGACAAGAGGCAGCUGAAGGCUCAGAGCUGCUGUGGGACACCCAGACAAAGCCUUGGAAGGAGGGUCCAAGCCUCCUCCAUCCAGUGGUCACACUCCUGUCCCCUUUGGAGAGGGAGCAGCCACUGCCUGCCUGGAGGAGAAGUCACAUCUCAGGUGAGCCCUGGUGGGAUUUCAGCACUUCUGCUCUUGCUUAGAGGGUGCAGGGCUUUGGGAAGGGUAUCCAGCCCCUUUCCCAGCCUGGGGGUGGUGGGAAGCAGGUGCAGGGCUGCCUUUGGAGGCCUCCAGAGGGAGAGUGCAGCAGUGGGAAUGGGCUGGGCAGCAUCAUCUCUGUGCAGGUUCCCUCAGGCUGCCCAACAUCUCCAGUGACCCAGGGCUCAGGGGGCAAUGCAGCUCCCUGCCCUCCCUCCCUCAGCAACAGCUCCUGAGACUUCCAGUGCCUUUCCAAGACUUGCUGUGGGACGUUGCCUUCCCAAAAGUGUAGGGAAUAAACAUUCAGGGAGGGAACACACCUAUUUGUGUGCUUGCUUUCUGUGAAGGCUUUUUUCCCCAGUCUGAAUCAACAGAGAAAUUGCAGCUGGGGAAAAUGACGAGGAACAGAAGAGGAUUGAGCAGCCAGUCCAUGCUGUGCUCCAAAAAGAUGGAAUUUACACCAUGACAUUCCAGCUUGUCAGGUCUGACCUGUCAACAAAACUCCCCAAGGGAGCAGGGAGGGAUUAUCCAGACCUCUGACUUCCCAGGACAAUCAGUGGCUUUCCCCCUCCUCCACAACUGCAUGCAAGAGAUUCAGAGGAGGGAAUAAACUGAGAUUUGAACAGAUAAGGCUGGAGACAGGAUUGUCUGCAUGUUUACAUGCUACAACAUGGAAUUAAUUUACUUGACACUGCAGUGUCUCAGGAGUCAGUAUCAAUUUUUAUAGCUUACAUGAAAAUAAAUCUCUCUCCUUACAGCACAA